CGAGGAAGAUUACAGGGGAGCACGCGAGUCAACGGAGGUUACAUGAGGGGGCGGACAAAGAAUGCGAAAGGACUCGAAAGGUCGCAACUGGAGGUUGCGACUGACCGUUACAACAUCACGGACGGUAACCGAAGCGGCAAUCGAGUCGCUGUGCGACUCGAUAAACCGUUCCUGUCUGCUCCCGUCCUGCGCACAUUGCAGAGUCUCUUCACCCGUUCGUCGAAUUUCAAGAUCCACUAUGGUUCGGAAUACAUUCCUAUCCUGCUCGACCUUGUGUCGUCCCUGGCAUCUCUCGAUGAAUCAGAGGAGCAGCAGAGCGCAGUGGAGCAGUGGUACAAGCCAGUGCUGAUGGAUCAGCCCCUGGAGAUGAAUCCGCUGGGUCUUUUGCCUUCCAUGGGCGACCUGUUAAACCACAACAACAACAACAACAACAACAACAACAACAACAACAACAACAACAACAACAACAACAACAACAACAACAACAACAACAACAACAACAACAACAACAACAACAACAACAACAACAACAACAACAACAACAACAACAACAACAACAACCAAAGCAGCAACAACAUCAAAUGGCAGAAGAAAGACCAUUCGCUGCAGAAGUAGUUGUAAAUCAAACGGUUUUCCUAAC
Messenger RNA from Closterium sp. NIES-67, 640 nucleotides. The record is from the annotation of a GenBank genome assembly. NCBI's taxonomy places the organism in Eukaryota, Viridiplantae, Streptophyta, Zygnematophyceae, Desmidiales, Closteriaceae.